UAACUCAUUUCCGGGUAAAUCCAGUCCAGCCCUGUUCUGCCCCGCCUCCUCUUAGCCACGCCCCCAGCGUGUACUACAGUCCGCCACAUGAGAACCGGAGCGGAGAGUAAAAACCGCUAUGAAGUCCCCUGGACCUCUGGAGAAACGUCUGCGUUUUAUCGUCGUGCUGGUCCAGGUGGUGCUGGUUUCUGUCGGGGCUCGUUCGGACCCUGGCUGGACGGCCCACCUGCUGUGUUCAUGUCUCCAGGACAAAGACAUCCUCAGUAUGAUGAUCACCACGCCUGACCUUCCAGAGAAUGAGUACUGCUUCUUCAUCCAGGACGGCCGCGAAGAUACAACCAACCAGAAUGCUGCGUUCAUUGAACGUUUGUCCUGGACAGGAGGUCCUAAUGUGACCAUGAAGGAGGUGACCAGCAGCGAUGCGGUGCCGUACACCUGCAAAGGUCGUUACAAAGGCCCAGGAGAUGAUCCCAAAGACACCAUGUGUCCCGCCAACCUGACUGUCCAAGUCCCUGCCGUUUACGGUCAGAACGCCAUCCUGCCAUGUUGGUGUCUCCAGGGAAGCUUCCUCGGGAUGAACAUUACCAGACCUGGCAUCCUAAACGGCAAGUACUGCGUCUUCAUCCGAGACGGCCACAAAGAUCCAACAAACCAGGAUGCUGCGUGUGCCGGACGUAUGACCUGGACAGGAGGGUCUAAUGUGACCAUGAAGAACGUGACCAGCAGAGACGAGGCGCUGUACACCUGCCACGGUUCCUUCGAAGACCAUGAUGGAGGAAUCAAGGAAACCUGGUGUUCUACCUACCUGACUGUUCAAGGUGGACCCGCCCCGAGACCACCAGGACCACCAGGAGACAUUUCUCAGGACCUGCUAAAGGCGAUCGGACUGACUGUUCCAACUAUUUUAACUACUGUCGGUAUUGUAGUUGUUGUAAUUAUUGUAAUUAUUGUAAAAAGAAAAUCUCUGAUUAAUUUCCUAAAGAAAAGACGUAGACGUCAUCAGCCAGUUGGUGAUCAUGUUAAAGAGAACGACACUGAUGAUGAUGGUGAUGAUGGAAAUGAGGAUGAGAAACUUGUUUUUGCAUGAAAAUUUCACCAGUGAAGUGAGCUGGAUCUACUGUUGAUACUUCUAUAAGGACCUUUUAUGGUCUCUGUGGUCCUGCUGGGUGAUGGGUCAGGUUCCAGUUCUUUAGUCUUUCCUAUAUGAAGUGUAAAGUUUUCGUUUUUGGAACUAAAAAAACAAAAUAAGUCAUAAAACUACAAAUCCCAGCAUGCCUUGCUGUAGUUGACGUCUCUGUGUGAGCGAGUCUAUCAGAGGAGGAACUGCUGAGCACCUCCUGGUCCUCCACUGGUCUGCGUUACCUCAGGACCGUUCUUCCUUCGAUGUCCCGGCCUCACCUCUGCGACAGGAACGCUGCAGACCGCCACCCCGAUCUGUGAACCAGGACCCAGAGGACUCUGGUCCUGCUCUCAUCAGAACGCUGAUCCUGCUGUUUGGUCCUGGUCUGUCCUGAAACAGAGGACAACUAUCAUCAGCUCUGCUCAGGCCUGGAUCUAGCUGGACAUAAAAUACUGCAAAUGUAUUUCUGUGUGGACUUAAUACGGAUAUUUAUGAUGUUAAAACAAUAUUUUAUUUUAUUUAUUUCUGUUUUUCUAUGCAAAAAAGAUAAAUGUGGAUGGUGUUAUAUUUUUACAUGGAUAAAUUUUAUUUAUAUUUCACCUUUUUUAUCUCACUUGAAAUGUUUUGUAUGAAUAAAUUUUUACUGAACUUU
This is a messenger RNA of Cheilinus undulatus (humphead wrasse), 1772 nucleotides long. RefSeq lists its product as uncharacterized. The transcript is spliced from 4 exons. The coding region runs from base 119 to 1087 and encodes 322 amino acids. NCBI's taxonomy places the organism in Eukaryota, Metazoa, Chordata, Actinopteri, Labriformes, Labridae. The record is from RefSeq and is a predicted model, not a curated record.